GUUUCUUCGACUUCAUCUCUUCACAACGCAACAUCUACUCAAAAGCCUGCGGAUUUAGAAUAGAGUGAUUAAAGUAUUAUUUGAAAUGGCAGGAGCUUCUCGUUGGGCUAAUAUAGAUGACCUGGAAUCUCAACGCAAGAAAGAGAAGGAAGAGAAAAAGCGCCUGAAACAACUGAAACAACAACAAGCCGAAACCGAAGCCGAAGCCUUACGUGCAAAGAAAGAGCAGGAGGAAUUAGACUCCCGUCCUGCAAAGAAAAGGAAGCUCUCACCAAGUCCCGAGAAUAGAUCCGCAUCAGCAUCUUCUGGGGAGAAGAGGAAGCUAUUACGCUUUGAAGCUGGAGGAUGGGGUCCCUGUCGAAACGUUAGCAAUUUCGAGACAUUAAAUCAUAUUGAAGAAGGCACCUAUGGGUGGGUUUCGAGGGCGAAAGAGACGGCAACUGGAGAGGUAGUCGCUCUGAAGAAGAUGAAGAUGGAAUACGCCCAGGAUGGAUUUCCGGUGACCGCGCUGAGGGAGAUCCAGUUGCUGCAGCAUUCGAAACAUCAGCAUGUUAUUAAUCUCAGGGAGGUUGUUAUGGGAGAUCAAUUAGACGAAGUCUACCUAGUAAUGGACUUCAUCGAACACGACCUAAAAUCUCUCCAAGAAAUCAUGCCCGAGCCGUUCCUCGCCUCCGAAGUAAAGACCCUCCUCCUCCAACUCACCUCCGCCCUUGACUUCCUUCACACCCACUGGAUCCUUCACCGCGAUCUCAAAACCUCUAAUAUUCUCCUCAACAACCGGGGGAUCCUCAAAAUCGCCGACUUCGGCAUGGCCCGUCGGACCUCGGAUCCCCCUCCCCCAAACCUCACACAGCUUGUUGUAACGCUGUGGUACCGCGCCCCGGAACUCCUCCUCGGAACCACGACAUAUGAUUUUGCAAUCGACAUGUGGAGUCUAGGGUGUAUAUUUGGGGAACUUCUUUCCAAAGAACCCCUCCUACAAGGGAAAAACGAAGUCGACGAACUUAGCAAAAUCUUCUCAUUAUGCGGGAUCCCAACAGACAUGUCCUGGCCCGGAUUCCGACGGCUACCAAACGCCCGAAGCCUCAAGCUGCCGCGUGACGUCGAGCAAAACGCGGGAUCCAUAAUCCGCACAAAGUUCCCGUUUCUGACUACCGCGGGCUGCGGCUUACUUUCCUCGCUGCUCGCCCUGAACCCGGAGAGUCGGCCUACUGCGCAAGACGUCCUUGCACAUCCAUAUUUUAAGGAGGCGCCGAAACCAAAGUCAGCGGCUCUGUUUCCAACGUUUCCGAGUAAAGCGGGAGGGGAGAAGCGGAGGCGCGCUAGUCCGCAUGCGCCGGUAAGAGGGGGAGCGGCUCCAGGUUUGGGUGGUAAGGAGAUUGAUUUUAGUGGGAUUUUUGCAAGGAGGGAUGAGGAGCAGCACGGUGCGGGAUUUACGUUGCGCAUGGGUUGAUAGACACAGUUGCCCGGGGACUGGAGAAGGGCUGAUGUUCCUUUGUCU
Molecule: messenger RNA, 1501 nt
Organism: Lindgomyces ingoldianus
Lineage: Eukaryota; Fungi; Ascomycota; Dothideomycetes; Pleosporales; Lindgomycetaceae
Product: kinase-like protein
Exons: 2
Coding region: 86-1453 (455 amino acids)
Biological process (GO): protein phosphorylation; regulation of mitotic cell cycle
Cellular component (GO): nucleus
Molecular function (GO): ATP binding; cyclin-dependent protein serine/threonine kinase activity
Source: RefSeq, a predicted model, not a curated record